Molecule: messenger RNA, 4137 nt
Organism: Ustilago hordei
Lineage: Eukaryota; Fungi; Basidiomycota; Ustilaginomycetes; Ustilaginales; Ustilaginaceae
Product: related to NUP170 - nuclear pore protein
Exons: 1
Coding region: 1-4137 (1378 amino acids)
Biological process (GO): RNA export from nucleus; protein import into nucleus; transcription-dependent tethering of RNA polymerase II gene DNA at nuclear periphery
Cellular component (GO): nuclear pore inner ring; nuclear pore
Molecular function (GO): structural constituent of nuclear pore
Source: RefSeq, a predicted model, not a curated record
AUGUCAACUGAGCCAUACUCGCUAGAGUCUCUGCGCGAGGCCGAGUCGACUUUCAGACGAUGCGAGCAGGGUCGUAUUGCUCUGCCAGAAGUCAAGCAAAGGACACCAACACGCGAUGCUCCGUACCAACAGCACAGGCUCGACCCCUGGGUAGACUUUGACAAGUCCCGCACUCUCCCGAUUCCACCAGAUGUCUUCACCGGCAUCAAGAGCGCAAGUCCCACAGCGACGCAAUCCCUCUUUCCAUCCAUUCGCAGAGCGUGUAUCACUGUCGACAACAAGGUCUACCUUUGGUCCUACCUAGAGGGCCAGGCCGCUUUCGAGUUCUACUGUGUCCCCGAGGACCAGAUCGUCAUUGCCGCCAGUGUCGUGCCAGUACGUCCUGGCGUAUUUGCCGACAUUGUAACCCAUGUUCUUGUCCUCAGCGUCGGUGCGUCCGUUCGAGAAGGCAAGUACAUCAAGAUUCUCGGUCUCUCCUAUACUCAGAAUGGCGACCACUCCAAAGUGGAAGUCCUCGAGGCGGGAAUGGAGGCUAACACCAACGGCGUCGUUCUCGACAACAUCACUGGUACCGAUGGAGGUCGCGUCUUUGCAACCGGCUCCGACAACUGCUGGUACGAACUCGUGUAUCAGAGGGGCGAAGGCUGGUUCUCCAGCAAGUGCUACCUGCGCAACAUCACCAACCCACGCCUCAUAAACCUCAUACCAAACUUUGUCAAGGCAGAGAAGAAACUGCUCUACAUCACCGUGGACAACGCUCGUCAACUUGUCUAUACACUUCGACAAGGCGACUUGAUCGAGGUUUUUAGUCUUCCUAGCAAGGAUCCCUCAUCAGCGCCAGAAAGACGUGGUCAGACGAUUGGCACGUCAGGACAGCAGGGUACACCGCACGCGCGGCACGACGUGGGUACUAUCGUUUGGAUUGGACCCGUCGAGCGCGAGGCUCGUUACAACGUGGUCUUGCUUGCCGUUACAGAUCGUGGCUACCGUAUCUUCCUCGACAACUUCCAGGGCCGCUCUGAGCCUGCCAUCACUGUCCGAGCUCCUCCCGCUCUUCAACAACCACCCGGCGUCGCCGCCCCCUCUACACCCGGCUACCCGCAGCAACAGCAGCAAGUAGUAAUACAGCAACAGGCCAUCACUCGCGCCGUCUCGUCCGUCUUCUAUGCGGGCGACGUCUUCAUGAUGGGCUUCAACUACAACAGUCUCCCCUGCCAGAUUUGCUGCGUCACUCCCGCACUCAAUGCCAAUGCCACCACUACCGGUCCUGUUGAGAAGGCAACCUUCAUCGAUCUUGACCUGGCAUUAAGCACCCCAGUGUUUGCCGAAGCGCCACCAGCACGGCCACUCUCUCCCAUCACCGACAAUGGCGAGCUGGUACGUGCGACAUAUGCUCAGAACCUCAGACCACCACGAAGCUUUCUCGUUCUAGACAACAAUGGCUUGACUGAGCUUGUCGAGCGUCGUCCCGUCGACAUUCUUCGUGGCCUGCUCGAGUCAGGAGCAGCGGUUAACAGUGCCGCCAUGAUGCAGUUUUUCGGUCUCUUCGGGUCUAUCGAGGCUUGCGAGACCGCACUUGCUAUCGCGGCUCACAACUCGCAGGUUGCUGCUCCCCGGGUUACUAUCGGCUCAUCCGGUGGUGUUCCCGCCGGACUUGCUCAGACCGUCUCGGAAGAAGUCAUUGCUCUCGCAUCUCGCGUCUUCUUCAGCCAAUACGGCUCCUGGCCGGCAGACACAACGGUUUCAGCUGCACUCUCAACACCUCGAACAUCGCGUCACGAUGGUCUUGCUCUCUACAUUGCCUGCAUCCUCAAGCGUGUGUGGGAUCGCGUCAUCAUGCCACCUGAGCCUACCAAGCCAGGCGCCAAGCCCGCCGCAGCGCCCAGCAGUGCUCUCACCACGUACCGACCGGGAGGUCUUGCCGCUCCCGCCUCAACAGGCGCCAAGCUACCUCUCCGAAAAGAGGACCUUGAAGACACUCUCCAAGACCUCAUCCCACUUCACAACUUCAUGCAGCAGAGCGGCAAGCUUUUCGGCCUCGGAGGUUCUUCUGCGAGCCGGAGCUUCGUCAACGGUGUCGGCUACGACCAGGAGCGUGCAGCCAAGCUCGAUCAGGAGAGUUUCGGCCGCCUUCAAGCCCUUGUGUCGCGAGCGAUGGAGGCUACCAACUUCAUGCUUUUCUUGAUUGACCAUAGUCUGAAGCCACUGAUCGACGCAUGCUCGGCUGAAGCCAAGGGCGUCAUUGCGAACUUGCGUUUUGGCCAGCUGAUCUCUUCGGAAGAAGGCAAGCGUGCAUCCAGAGAGCUCGUCACCGCUCUGAUCGAAGCACGUAUUGGUGCUCAGGUCAGCAUUGAUGCCGUAGCUGAUGCUCUCCAGGCUCGAUGCGGUAGCUUCUGCUCUGCAGACGAUGUACGACACUACAAGGCGACCGAGUGCAUUCGACGGGCAAAAGAGACCGGCUCAGAGCAAGACAAGAUGGACAAUUUGCGUAUGAGUCAAAAGCUACUUGCGAAAGGUGCCAGCCAGCUGACAGUGGAGAAGCUGCGCGGUAUCUGCGAGGACUACCAUGCGCUCGGAUACGCUACUGGAGCUAUCGGGCUCGCUCUUCAAUGUGCUGCCGAAUGGGACCCAGCAGGAAUUGCUGCAUUGUACUUGGCUGAAGGCAGUCCUGAUGGCCCCGAGCACCGAGCACGACGUGAGGUCGCUGAACGACUUAAGCAAGCCUAUCAGCUCGUUUUGGAAACUUUGCAGCAGCUCGACGAGCGUCUCGACGCCGCCUACAACAUCGAAGCCGACGAAGCGCAAGUGCGACUUGCCAUCAGCACGCGCGACAAGGCCCGCAGCGAAGCCUACGCCCGUGCUGAGGCCUCUCAAGAUGUUCUUUUCCACGAGAGCAUGUACGAGUGGCUGAUCGAGCGCAAGAUGACCGAUCAGCUCCUCUCUAUGCGCACACCUUAUCUCGAACAGUAUCUUGUCAAGCGACCCGCUGGUGCCAAAGGAAGCGACGCGGUCUUCUUACACACUCUUCGCAACCUGCUGUGGCAGUUCUAUGUUCGCCAUGGCGAAUACUUUGCAGCGGCGCAAGUGCUGGACGCCCUUGCUCAUUCGAAGGAGUUCGCUCUCGACUUGAGGGAAAGGAUCGAGUACCUUGCGCUAGCGGUGGGCAAUGCCAAAUCGAUCUCACCAUCGCACGUUGAAGCAAACGACGUGGUGACGUUCCUCUCACAAGCUGAAGACUCGCUUGAAGUAGCACAGAUCCAAGCACGCGUCUUGCAGUCUCUGCAGCAGAUCAACCCGGACGAGCUUGACAACGAACGAUCGGCAUUGCUAGCUGACUCGAUGGAAUGGCUCAACGAGGAGCUGCUGGAUUUGUCGACACUAUACAAGAACUUAGCUGAGCCAUUCGAAUUGUUGGAGGAGCAGCUCGCCAUGAUUGCUUCGGCUGAGCUGAACGAUGUUGGGUUGGUAUCAGAGAUCUGGAUCGCACUCAUCUCCCAGCAGCACGCAAAAGGGAGAGCGGAGGAGGCGUACAAGGCGAUCUCGGCGUUGACUGUAGACCUGUUCACCAGAUUGAACAGGAGCGAAGUUGCUUGUCCGAUCGACAAUGUCUUUGACCUCUUGUUGAGGUACGGCUUCGAGCAGACUCGACCCAACAGUGCUGGGCGGGAAGACAGCAUCCCAGCUGGCUUCGCCCGAAGAUCGGACGAAGAACAUGGAUUUGCCAAGCCAGUCAACAUUCCAGACGGAUGGGCGAGUCAAACAAUGCUUCGCGCUACGGGAGCUGCCGAGCUUAUUCUCGAUAUUCUGGAGUCUGCUCUCGCUACCAGUCCUCAGCCGUGGAAUACGCCGGCAGGGCAAGCGUACUUGCAAGCUGAGCUGGUUGAGUUCGCUCGUACUUGGGUUGAGAUCUCCACUACUUCCGGUGGUGGCAGCGGUACGAUCGUAGCUGCAGGCGGGAAAGGUAUACUAGGUGUAUCAGGCUUUGCAGGUGAUAUUGGAUCACUCACUCCAACGCAGGUGCAGAGGCUGUUUGGGCUGUUCAACUCGCUGAUACUGAAGACUUCGCAAUCGUCGUCUUUGGCCCAGGUCGCUGAUGUGGCAAGGAAGGCGGUAGAUCUUCUCAAACUCUACUAUUAA